AUGACAUAUUACUAUCAAUCAAAUUCCAAGCGGUGUGGUACCAUCCUAGCCGUUCUCUUUGUCCUCUCCAUUUAUGCCAUGUUUGCCAUUGCCACCAUUGUUUUCAUUCUCGUUCAAUGUAUUUCUAUUGGAAACUCUGCUCAACAAUUUAACUUUAACAUUACCGAGUCAAUGUUUCAAUCAGCCCUAACAUGUGAAGAAAAAUGGUUUCUCAUCAAGGAAACUCAACAACCAAUCAGAACUUGUUACAUUCAGAGAACUUAUCAAGUCAAUUCGUCCCUCCUGAUUGGUGAUGAACAUUUGGUGAGUGUUUUUUACUCGAGUGCAGUACCAUUUGAUUUGUAUUAUUUCAAGGGAGUGGUGGCAUUUUCAUUGUUUAAUGCUAGUGGAGUUAUUGAUCCAUUUUCUGUGAAUUAUUUUCUAUCGACAAGAGUGAGAUCUGGUUUUAAACAAUUGGAUUUGUCAUUGAAGGAUGAUUUGGAGAUUCCUGUACCGUUUUUAAUACCUGGAAUGGAUUUGCCAUCGACAGAGGGUCUUCAAUUUGCUGUUCGAUUGUAUACUUUUAAUGAUAAUAGUACUACUAAUUAUGGAAAAUUUAAAAAUAAUUUACCUUCCAAAAAUAGUAGUUUGGAUACCAUUACAGAAUUGGAAUUAAAAGACAGAUAUGUGCCAUUAUCUGAAAUUACAUUCCCUCUCUCCAUUUCCCUUUCAUACUAUAUAGAAACAAGCUCAAUGGAGAAGAGUAUUUACAUUCUCGUCUCCAUUCUCUGUCUCUUCCUAUUAUUCCUCUUCACAUUAACUUGCAUGACAAGAUUUAAACGAUUGGUUUCUUCCAGUGGUGAAUUAAUUGAUUUUCUACCAAUUACCUUACAGAGAGUAUUCAGAAUUUAUAGUAAUAGAACAAAUGAUUUUGAUUUUUGGAUUCAAUUUAAUGAUUUGUCAUUUAAGAGUUUUGAGACAGCUGAAGAUUCACUCUCUUUGAAAACUAUAUUACAUCCUGUGAGUGGAGUUAUUCCUCCUGGAAGUUUUGUUGCCAUUAUGGGUGAAAGUGGAAGUGGUAAAACAACAUUUAUUAAUUGUCUAACCAAACGUAUAACAGGUGGUAUUUCCAAAGGUACUGUUUCCAUAUCAGGAUUUAAGGUAGAUUCUGAAUCAAUGAAGAGACUUUUUGCAGUUGUUCCACAAUCAGAUAUUAUCCAUCCAUUCAUGACACCAAAACAAUCUUUUUUGGUUAGUUCCAUGAUUAAAAAUGUUGGUGCAAGUCAUUCCAAGAUUGUCGAAACUGUUUUGGAAGUUUUACAAUUGGAACAACAUGCAAAUACUUUGAAUGAGAAAUUGAGUGGUGGUCAAAAGAAGAGAGUUAACAUUGGUUUGGAAUUGGUUACCAUUCCUAAAAUUCUCAUUUUGGAUGAACCUACUACUGGUCUAGAUGUUACCACAGCCAAUGAAUUAUGUCGCUCACUAAGAGAUUUUGCCACUUACAAGCAAAACAAAACUGUCAUGGCUGUCAUCCAUCAACCUUCCUUAACUGCCUUUAAUUGUUUCACACAUUUAAUGCUAUUCAAAGAAGGCAAAUUAUUAAGAUUCGACUCGCUUGACAGAAUCAAACAUGAAAUUGCCAGCAACCAUCAAUACUAUAUUAGUCCCGACAAUAUCUCCGCCGACCAAGUCAUGCAAUAUAUUUAUUCGAAACAUGAAAAGAAUCACUUUGUCCUUUCUCAAUAUUCAAGUCCACAUGCUGCCAAAAUCUAUCCUCAAUCAGUUUCUACCUUCCUCGUCCAAUCCCUUGCAAUCAUGUACAGAACUUUCAUUCAAAUGAGAAUUGAUUGGUUCUAUUUCAUUGUUGACAUUCUUUUGAAUGCAGUUGCAGGUUUAUUAAUUGGAAUUCUAUUUGUGAAUAAUAGAAAUCAUUUAUAUGUUGGAUCACCUAAUAAGGAUAUUGCUUUAAAUUGUCCAGUUGAAAAGAUGUUACAAUGCUCAUCACCACAAAUGGAUCAUAUUUCAUCAGUGACUAGUUUACUAGUUUUGGGAAUUAGUUUAACAUCUUCAAUGAGUGCUUUGAGAGUUUUUGGAAGAGAAAAGUUGAAUUUUGAUAGAGAAUCUCAAUCUGGUUUGAAUUCACUUGUUUAUUUUAUUGUAAAGGAUGUGUUGGCAUUCUCUCAGAUGGUUUUGGUUUCUUUAUCUUUUACUAGUUUGUUUUAUUUGAUGGUAUUGCCAAAUAUGGAUUUUGGAUUUUAUUUUGGAAUAUUACUAUGUUUAUCAAUUAUUAGUUUUCCAAUUGGAUAUAGUAUUUCAAUAAUAUUAAGAGAUGAAUUAACACAAAUUACAACAGCAGUUGUUAUAUUCCUGUUUUAUAUGUUUUCAGGAGCUUCUGUUAGUUUACCAUCACUCAGUGAUAUGAGUCAACCAUUUCCUUUAUUACCAUAUAUAUCCUAUAUUAGAUAUAUUAGGGAAAUUUUAUUUGUUUAUGAACUAAAUACCAAUGCAAAUGAUUAUUACAUUAAUAAGAGUUUAAAUCAAUUGGGUUAUUCAUGGAAUAACAAAUGGUUUUUAUUUAUCAUUUGUUCUGUAUUUGCAAUUGGUUUGAGAUGUAUUGCUUAUUUACUUUUAUGGCAAUCGAGACCUCAAUCAUUUACAAAGAGAAUUUCAAAUCUUUGUACUUCAUUGUGGAAGGUUAUGAAACAACCAUUCGAUUUGGUCAUUUCAAAAGUUAAGGAAUUAAUUAAGAAAAUGUUAAAAAAAAUGUGUUGCUGUUUUAAAUAAAUUUUAAAUUAUUUU
Messenger RNA from Naegleria gruberi, 2778 nucleotides. RefSeq lists its product as uncharacterized. The transcript is spliced from 3 exons. Gene Ontology annotation, molecular function: ABC-type transporter activity; ATP binding; ATP hydrolysis activity. NCBI's taxonomy places the organism in Eukaryota, Heterolobosea, Eutetramitea, Acrasida, Naegleriidae. The record is from RefSeq and is a predicted model, not a curated record. Bases 1 to 2763 code for a protein of 920 amino acids.